UAAGAAAUACAAGUUCCGCGGGGGUGGAACCGCCGCUUGCGCUUCAGAAGUUCGUGGUUUCACCGCCCCAUUUGAGCUGACGCCAAAGCCGCGGAACGCCUCUCCACCAAAGCUCUCACCACCGCGCCGCCUCUUCCCUGGAGUGGUGAAGCAACUCCAUGCGACCGGGGACCGCCUCACCGGGCACCGACCGAGCGGGCGUGCGGCCCUUGGGGCGGGGUUCCGGAGGUGGAGCCACCCAGCAAAUCCGAAGGCGGCCGCGGCCGAGCUCCGCGCCGGCGCAGCGUCUGGGGAGCCCGGAUGCCACCUGCGGCCGCAAGGUCUCCACUCCAACACCCAGCUCCAAGACUUCCAAGCGGCCGACCUCGGCCUGCGGCGUGUGCGGCAGGCCUGCAGCCAAGAAAGGUUUGGAUCUGCCCCUUGAAUGGAUGAGGAUCUACCGGGAGCCCAGUAACCCAAAGCUGGGCUGGUGCCAGAAGAGCCAAAAAGGUGAGAAGAAAGAUGGGGAGAAAGGGCGCCCGGACGCGGAGAACGCCCCGAAGUUCCGCUCCAGCCUGGGGAGGCGCAGCUCGCGCAUCUUCCAGACACAAUCUGAGGUCGACUGGCUGGUGGAGGCGUGGCAGAAAAGGGUGCUGGCCUGUGGGCGGAGCCUUCGCUUGAGGCAGAAGUCUUUGGUCAACUUCGUGGACCAGGUUUUGGCUGCUGGCGUCAGCUCGCCCAAAGGCAGCGGCCUUUCCGACACGUUGAAGUUCGAGGAGGACCUCGACCUCGAGGACUUUGGAGGUCCUUCGCUCGUCCACGCGCCGAUCACCGCCUCGCGGGGCUCCGUGCGGUCCGUCCGCGCGUCCAUCCUCAAGCCUGCCUGCCCACAAGAGGCGGAGAAGGCCCGGAGGGAGAUGGAGAAGCGAAGUGCACGACCCGGCAUCGAUUGGGGGGGUGGACGAAGCCCACUCCAUGGUCUCCACGUCAUAUGAUAU
Molecule: messenger RNA, 977 nt
Organism: Durusdinium trenchii
Lineage: Eukaryota; Dinophyceae; Suessiales; Symbiodiniaceae
Source: the annotation of a GenBank genome assembly